UAUUAUUAUAAUUUUAUAAUACCUACCUAAUAAUAUUAUAAUAAUUAAUAAUAUAAUUUUAUUAUUAUUAUUGUGUUAAAUGCAGUACUGACUAAUGACUACUACUUACUAAGUAAUUCUAAAUUCUAAUACAAAUCACUACAGUAAAAAUUACUGUCAUAAUAAUAAUAUAUAUUAUGUAGACAAAUGGUGUGACCAUAGCUUGUAAAUACAAAGAAAUUUGCCGAUGUAAAUAAUAAUUUCCAACCAAAUUCUUGCCUAUAUACAAUAAUCGAAUCGUCGAUAAUCUAAGAAUAAAAAAAAAUACUAAUUGAAUAAAAACGAUUAUUUUAGUAAAUAGUAAAUACUUAACACGAUGAUCUCCCGUAGCCCGUAGGAAUACGCUUUUUUUGGUUACAGCAGUUGGCUAUUUAAAAAGCCACCGACACACAACUUAGGAUAUCAUAGUAGGAUCUCGGAGUUGAAGAUCAAAACAUAAGUCGGCUAGGUGGGCUGGUUUAAAAAGCUUGACUGGCCAGAACAAGACGUACUUAACAACAUCGUAGGAAGUCCAGUCGUUUAUCGUUAUCAGAUUAACUUCAAUCAAACAAUCAAAAUAAUAGUUACAGUCUUGUCGUCGCCUAGUCGCACUCUCUCGUGGGACGGAGUAUAGAAAUUAAUUACUUAAAUACUUAUAUUAGGUAGUCUGCUCAUACAUUAAUGAGACACUACUCAGUACUCGUACGCGAGUUAUGUGAAAAACUAACGUCUCAUACCUAUCUGUCGAUGCCCCCGCCAAUGUCCGUGUGACCGUGUAGAUGAUUUUAAGUUCAGUGUCCUGUAUAUUUUGCUGCAGAACAUUAAAUAUUUAAAUAGUGAAUAUAAUAAUUCGGUUAGCUGUUUUAAUUUUAAUUAUGGAUGAUGAUAACUGUCUUCAACUGAAUGAUGAUCCCAUUCAGUUUGUUCCUGCAAGUGUAAGCAAAACAACAAAUGUGUUUUACGAUGAGAUAACUGGACAGAUAAUUACUGUUCAUUCUGGUGAGUUGACUGAAAUAAUUGUAACAUCAAGCACUCGCUAUAGAGAAAAUAUGGUGUUUAAAAUAGAAGAUCGUGGACCAGUAUCUUCAAUAAAAAUGUCCCUGGACUGUAAAAUAUUAACAAUGAUGAGAACAGCAUUAUCCGUGGAAUUAAUGGAUAUUAAAGAAAAUACAUUACAAAGUCCUUAUUUUUUGUAUUGUAAAUUCAAAGGUGCCAAAUUGUUGGGCUUUAUUUGGACUGGUAACAACGAAAUACUUUUAAUUAGUGAUAAAGGUGUAGAAUUAUACCAGGUUGAAGGCCAAGGACCUAAGCAACGCAUAGUUUUUUCAAAAUCUAUUAAUUUGCAUGUGAAUUGGUUUAUUUACUCAAAUCACUCAAAAAUAUUACUACUGUCUAUGAAUUCUUUUGGAGAUUUUCAACCCCUUCAUAUUUUACCUGGAAAUAUAAACAAACUGACAAAAUUAGAAGUUGAUUUAGAUAUUACUCUUAAUAUACCAAAUCAAUCAAUUAGUGAACGAAAUAUUGUAAUGACAAUUGUGUACAACACACUCAGGAUAUUAGUUUUACCAACAAGUCAAAGUCGCAAUGAAAUAAUAGUUUAUACAUUAAACAAAAUGAUGACGUUUAAAAAAUCACAUAUUCUACGAUUGACACACAAUGGUAAAUUGUUGAUUAAUGUAGUUGAUAAUUUGAUUGUCGUUCAUUACCAACAAACAAAGUCUUCUUCUGUAUUCGACAUAUAUAUGGAAGCUGCAAAAGAACAUACAAUAUCACAUUAUUUACCUAUCUUAGAUGAUCUAUCAAUUAAAAGAACAGUUCCAAGAGAAGGAGGAUCACACUAUGUUUCUCAUCUAUAUUCAAGUAUUUGCAUUUCAUUUCAACCAAACAUAAUAAUAGAUGCUAAAUUAGGUUAUCUCUGGCAUUUCAAACUAAACUUAGCAGUUGUAUCCAGAAUAAUUAUGGAUAAAUGUUCACUUAUUGAUUUUCUUCUUUUACGUCCAAAAUCAAAAGAUAUCACUUUGGAGGUAUUACAACAUAUGAUUUUACAAAAAAGAAGUAAUUUGAUUGAAAUAGGUAAUGUUUUUGAUCAUUUGAAUAUUGUCUACAAGAAACACCUCAACAAUCAGAUUAUGAACACCAGUCCAUUACCUAAUGACUAUAUGAUUGUUGCUGAAUCAUUGCAAUGUAAAGUCGUUAUAGAACAGUUGGAUGUUUACAUGCAUGUGUUUGUAAAAUUAGUAGAUAAAUUAGAAAAUACUAAAGAAGAUAAAAAAUUUACAGUUUCAAUAUUAGUUGAAUACAUACGGUCGCUAACAGAUAACAAAAUAACUAUUGAACACUUUCUUUAUGAAUUGCUCAUAAACUGUCUAGUAAUCAAUAAAAUGUAUUAUCAGCUGCAUCAGAUGGUGCAAUACCAUAUUGUUAUCGACUCAAAGCCACUGGCUUGUUUAUUAUUAUCUUUGGAAUCACUUUAUUCACCAGCUCAUCAGAUGGCGCUUGACAUGUUGCAUAGAUUGAAUACAGCCCAUGAAGAGAUUGUUGAAGUCUUACUUUCCAAGAAACAAGUCAUCCCGUCCAUGAGAUACAUGUCAAAACACAAUAUGCUGGAUCACUCUACUUAUAGAAAAUUGACUGAAAUUGCAAUUUCAACUAAUAAUUCAAAAAUAUUGCAUUCCACAAAAGAAGAAUUUGUACAAAGGAAAGUAACAUCAAAUGACGAACUUGACACAAAUACCAUAGGAUAGUUUUAAAAAUAAUUAAAAUUAAAUAUUUAAACAUUAUGACUAUUAUCUAAUAAUGUAUUAAAAUUUAAAUACUUGUUGUUUACGACUUAAAAAUAUUUAUAUUAUAACUUUAAAUCAUUUACUAUUUAUUUUUGUUAAUACAGAUAUUUUAUCAUAAUUUAUUUUAAAUUUUAUUACUAAUUUUAUUUGUUAAAAUAAAAUAAUAAAUAAAAAUAUAAAAACAGUGAUAUCUUCGUAAAAAUGUAUCCAACAUCCAAUUUUAAUGAGUCAUUCAAUUUUACUACUCUGAAUGUUAAAGAGACAUAACUUAAUUUAAUCUGCUUCUACUUAGCGUAUAAACGACCUUGUUUGACAUAAAAAACAAAUUUAUUUAAUAUCAUUAAGUACUCAAGAACUAAUAAUAGUAACUAAUAUAUUAAAAUAAAUUUCUCCUUGUGUAAGUUCUAAUAAAACUUAUUAAUUUUAUGACUCCUA
This is a messenger RNA of Metopolophium dirhodum (rose-grain aphid), 3236 nucleotides long. RefSeq names its product regulator of MON1-CCZ1 complex (gene Bulli). Gene Ontology annotation, cellular component: Mon1-Ccz1 complex; late endosome membrane; lysosomal membrane. The transcript is spliced from 16 exons. Lineage: Eukaryota; Metazoa; Arthropoda; Insecta; Hemiptera; Aphididae. Gene Ontology annotation, biological process: regulation of autophagy. The coding region runs from base 894 to 2762 and encodes 622 amino acids. The record is from RefSeq and is a predicted model, not a curated record.